GAUACCUACAUGCGUUAUGACGGGUUGGUGAGCUGUGAAGAGAUUAUGCUACCUCUCGAAGUGCCCAGAAGCACCCAAAAACUAACUUUAUACAGAUAUAACAUCUCAGUUUUAACCGAGAGAGCGUUUUCAGCCAAUGGGACCGACAUGGACUUGCGCGCGCUGUCACUGCAGGACAACAACAUACAGGUGAUCGAAAGUUGUGCGUUUUGUGGACUCCCACGACUUGUUUCCUUAGAUUUGAGUCAUAACCGUUUAAGGGCUGUGUCCUCUGGAGCUUUUUAUGGCUUGGAACGGCUACGUCAUCUUAACCUCAGUAACAACUUAAUGACUUCGGGCGCGUGGCAAGUCGCUCUGUCCACGGACAGUUUGUGUAAUCUUCAGAUAUUGGACCUGUCUGGAAAUUGUUUGAAGGUUAUUCCUCUUUCUGGGUUUGGCAACCUCAAUUUAACCACUUUAAUACUCACAAAUAAUUCAAUUGCGACAUUGGAUAAGCACAGUUUAGCGAAACUAAACGAAUUCGAGGAAAUACAUGUUUACUUAUCACACAACCCGUUCGACUGUAAAUGUGACAAAGUGAAGGAGUUUUAUGAUUGGCUGAAGAACAGCUCCCAAUGCGCAGACGUAACUAGCCUGAAAUGCGCGCAACCAGAAAAGAAGAAGAAUACACUCGUAAAGGAUCUAGAAAAGAGGGAUAUGGAGUGCCAAAACUUGGAUGCCCGGUCUUAUGUGCUUCUCGGCAUUGUGUUGGCCCUCAUUGGAGUUGUGUUCCUCAUGGUGUUGUAUUUGAACAGAAGAGGCAUCAAGAGGUGGCUCAAUAACAUUAGAGAGGCCUGCCGGGAUCAAAUGGAGGUGUAUCAUUACAGAUAUGAACAGGACUCCGAUCCCAGGUUAGCAAACGUUGCCGUUUAAUCGGAACCUGCUGACCUCAUCUCCCUGAACUGUUUGAUGUAACGCUAUGACAACGAAACUGGAGUUUGUGGCUCUUAAGUCCAUGUAUGUUAGCUUUAAGACAAACAAACUCUUAAAAGAUCACAAAAUAAACUUUCAGCAGAAAUACACUUAUUAACUUUAAGUUUGGGGAGAAUGAAUAUGGAAUUUCAGUAACCCAUCUUGCAAUCAUGGGUGUGUUUUUUUUUUUUUUUGUCUAAAAAAAAUUGCAAUGGGAAUGCAUCUCCAACCUCUCUGGGACCAACAAUUGAGUUGAAUGGGAAUGCUAAUGGGUAGCUUUCUCCAGGUAUUUGAGAUCUCAUUGCAAGCAAUAGAAGGUAACAACUCAUGUUUCAAAACUGUGAUGUAAAUGGAAGCCUAUUGGCUAUUUUGAAAAUAAUCCUUAGCCAUAAAUUCGUAUUUCAGUAGGAAACUGCAUCAAUAAAGCAAAGAAAACAAGGUUCAUUAAACAAUUUCAUCACUUUAAGUAUUAAUUUGUAUUAGAUGCUAUGGAAAGAAAACAGUGCUAGCUGUAUAUACAUUUAUCAGUUUCAAAAAAUAAUACUAAUACAUAAAUAACAAUUCCAAAUAAUAUAGGAGAGUGCAGGAUAUAUGUAACACUCCUUGCUUUCCUCAAUGCAUUAAAUUAUUGCAUCAACCAGUCCAGAAGGCCUAAUUAAAAUCUGGGAAAAUGUAAGCAAAAAUAUACAAUAACUUCCAUUAUAAUGCUUUAUGCAUUUAAUGAAAUAGGUAAAUGAUCAGCUUUCGUCACAUUAUUUGAAAAUCUUUAAGUGCAUUAGUGUGAAUGUAUAUACACAAAUAUUACAUACACUACCUGGAGGACUGCUUGAAUUUUGCUCUUUAUUUACCUUAUAUAACCUUGUAUACAGUGCC
This is a messenger RNA of Carassius carassius (crucian carp), 1824 nucleotides long. Its product is annotated as trophoblast glycoprotein-like. Gene Ontology annotation, cellular component: plasma membrane. The record is from RefSeq and is a predicted model, not a curated record. Bases 10 to 912 code for a protein of 300 amino acids. Gene Ontology annotation, molecular function: protein binding. NCBI's taxonomy places the organism in Eukaryota, Metazoa, Chordata, Actinopteri, Cypriniformes, Cyprinidae. The transcript has a single exon. Gene Ontology annotation, biological process: negative regulation of canonical Wnt signaling pathway.